AUGAGAGUUAAUAUUCGAUCCAUUUCCUUACCCUCUCUUGUCCUUCUCUCAUCCCUUUUUUUUCACUUUCUCUAUUUCUCUCUCUUUCACUAUCUAUCUAUCUAUCUAUCUAUCUAUCUAUCACCAGCUGUAUUUGCCUCUAGUAAGUUUUUAACUCCUCUAUUAUUUCAGAAUCCUUUCUUUCUUUCUUUAUUUUGUUUCAGAAUAGCUUCUUUCUUUCUUUCUUUAUUUUGUUUCAGAAUAGAUUCUUUCUUUCUUUCUUUCUUUAUUUUGUUUCAGAAUAGCUUCUUUCUUUCUUUCUUUAUUUUGUUUCAGAAUAGCUUCUUUUCUUUCUUUAUUUUUAAUAGCUUCUUUUUCUUUCUUUCUUUCUUUAUUUUGUUUCAGAAUAAGCUUCUUUUUCUUUCUUUGUUUUAUUUUAAUAGCUUCUUUCUUUCUUUCUUUCUUUAUUUUGUUUCAGAAUUUUUCUUUCUUUCUUUCUUUCUUUAUUUUCUUUAUUUUCUUUCUUUCUUUUUUUUGUUUCAGAAUAGCUUCUUUCUUUCUUUCUUUAUUUUUUUGCUUCUUUCUUUCUUUUUUUUUAUUCUUUCUUUCUUUCUUUUAUUUUUGUUUCAGAAUAGAUUCUUUCUUUCUUUUUUCAGAAUAGAUUCUUUCUUUCUUUCUUUAUUUUGUUUCAGAAUAGAUUCUUUCUUUCUUUCUUUAUUUUGUUUCAGAAUAGAUUCUUUCUUUCUUUAUUUAUUUUGUUUCAGAAUAGCUUCUUUCUUUCUUUCUUUAUUUUGUUUCAGAAUAGCUUCUUUCUUUCUUUCUUUAUUUUGUUUCAGAAUAGAUUCUUUCUUUCUUUAUUUAUUUUGUUUCAGAAUAGAUUCUUUCUUUCUUUCUUUAUUUUGUUUCAGAAUAGAUUCUUUCUUUCUUUCUUUAUUUUGUUUCAGAAUAGAUUCUUUCUUUCUUUAUUUAUUUUGUUUCAGAAUAGAUUCUUUAUUUUUUUAUUUAUUUUGUUUCAGAAUAGAUUCUUUCUUUCUUUAUUUAUUUUGUUUCAGAAUCUUUCUUUAUUUAUUUUGUUUCAGAAUUUCUUUCUUUCUUUAUUUUAAGAAUAGCUUCUUCUUUCUUUCUUUAUUUUGUUUCAGAAUAGCUUCUUUCUUUCUUUCUUUAUUUUUUUCCAGAAUUUCUUUCUUUCUUUCUUUAUUUUGUUUCAGAAUUCUUUUUUCUUUUUUCUUUCUUUUGUUUCAGAAUAGCUUCUUUCUUUCUUUCUUUAUUUUCUUCUUUCUAUGUAUUUCAUUCUAUUUUUCUUUAUUUCUUUCUUUCUUUCUUUCUUUCUUAAUCUCUGCUUUGUCUCUGAAUAGCUUCUUUUUCAUUAUUCAUUCUUUUUUUCUUUCUUUCUUGCUUUUUUUCUCAAUACUACCUCCCUUCCUCCCUCCCUUCCUUCAUCUCUUCCUUUUUUACUUCCGUUAUAAUACGUUCUUAUUUUCUUUUGUUUUUGAAUCCCUGCUUUCUUUCUUUCUUUCUUUCUUUCUUUCUUUCUUAUUCACGUUUUUUUUUCCUUUCUUAACUCUCUUUAUUCAAUUGGUCUUCGUUGUUUAUGUAUAUCAAUCCGUGUCUAUCUAUCUAUCUAUCUAUCUAUCUAUCUAUCUAUCUAUCUAUCUAUCUAUCUAUCUCAGUAUAUUCACUAUCUAUCUAUCUAUCUAUCUAUCUAUCUAUCUAUCUAAAUCAGUUCAUAUCUAUAUUUCUAUCUAUCUAUCUAUCUCAGUAUAUUCAGUAUAUUAUCUAUUCUAUCUAUCUAUCUAUCUAUCUAUCUAUCUAUCUAUCUAUCUCAGUAUAUUCACUAUCUAUCUAUCUAUCUAUCUAUCUAUCUUUUCUUACUAA
Molecule: messenger RNA, 1854 nt
Organism: Acanthosepion pharaonis
Lineage: Eukaryota; Metazoa; Mollusca; Cephalopoda; Sepiida; Sepiidae
Source: the annotation of a GenBank genome assembly